AUGGCAGAGAAAGACACCGGCGACAAGCCGCCUACAGAAAGAAAGAACACGUACAAGGAGGUUGAGCUUUCUGGGAGCGAUGCGAGGGCGAAGCUUGCGGAGUUGAUGGGAACCAUGAGCGUUGCCGGCGUCGAUGGCAAGCCUGCCGAAAAAGAAUAUAAAUUUUGGAAAACACAACCGGUCCCCCAGAUGGGACAGGACGAUCAACUCGACCUGCUUGGUGAUCAUGGUCAGGCCAUUGAGACUAAAACCGUUGACCAGGUAUCGAAGAAACCUUACAACCUGAUUGACUCGUUCGAGUGGUCAGACAUAGAUGUCACCGAUGACAAGCAACUCGAAGAAACGUAUCGUCUUUUGAAUGAAAACUACGUUGAGGACGGAGAUGCCAUGUUCCGCUUUGAUUAUUCCCGGGAGUUUUUGAGGUGGGCUUUGCUUCCACCCGGAUGGCAUCCAACUUGGCAUGUGGGCGUCCGUGUCAAGUCCAAUAAGAAACUCGUAGCCUUUAUUACGGCUGUCCCAGCGACCUUGCGUGUUCACAUGGAUUCCGUGGAAGUGGUAGAGAUCAACUUUCUUUGUGUCCACAAAAAACUUAGAGCGAGGCGACUCGCUCCGGUUCUGAUACGAGAGAUAACAAGACGGGUUAACUUGCAGAACGUCUGGCAGGCAGUAUACACGGCUGGGGCUGUCCUUCCGCGACCCGUCACGUCAUCACGAUACUACCAUCGCUCGCUAAACCCCAAAAAGCUUAUCGAAAUCGGGUUCUCUCGGCUGCAGCCCCGAAUGACGAUGAAUCGCACCAUUAAGCUGUUCGCAGUGAAGCCCAGUGUUUCAACACCAGGAAUUCGUGUGAUGCGUUCGGACGACGUGCCUGCGGCAUGCAAACUGUUGAUGGGAUACCUCGAUCAAUUCGAUAUGCAUAUUGAUAUGACCGAAGAUGAGUUUGCUCACUGGCUGAUGCCUAGAGAAGGUGUUACAUAUUCGUAUGUUGUUGAAGAUCCAGAGUCUCACGAAAUUACAGACAUGAUCUCCUUCUAUUCUCUCCCAUCAAGUAUCAUCAACCACCCAGCCCACAAGACUCUCAACGCUGCAUACCUAUUUUUCGCAGCAGCUGCGAAGACUGCAAUAAUAGACAUCAUGCAAGAUGCUUUGGUUUUCGCGAGGCAGAAUGGGUUUGAUGUAUUUAAUGCGCUUGACUUGGCUCGGCAUUCUGAGUUUUUCAAAGAUCUCAAGUUCCACAUCGGAGACGGAGAGCUCCACUACUACCUGUACAAUUGGAAGUGUCGUCCAAUGGCUAAGGAAACGAAUGCCUUGGUUCUGCUGUAG
Messenger RNA from Chondrus crispus (carragheen), 1323 nucleotides. RefSeq lists its product as hypothetical. Gene Ontology annotation, molecular function: glycylpeptide N-tetradecanoyltransferase activity. Gene Ontology annotation, biological process: N-terminal peptidyl-glycine N-myristoylation. Bases 1 to 1323 code for a protein of 440 amino acids. Lineage: Eukaryota; Rhodophyta; Florideophyceae; Gigartinales; Gigartinaceae. Gene Ontology annotation, cellular component: cytoplasm. The record is from RefSeq and is a predicted model, not a curated record. The transcript has a single exon.